AUGAACGCAUUAGAUAAAUGUACUGUAAGAAAGGAGCCAAAAGGCGUGGUACUUGUUAUUGGAUCCUGGAAUUAUCCCGUCCAUUUACUUCUGCUUCCUGUGGUCGGUGCUAUUGCAGCUGGUAACUGUGUUGCUAUUAAGCCUUCUGAAGUCGCGUGUCAUACAGCAGCAAUAAUUGGAGAAUUAAUCCCCCAAUAUCUUGACCCAAAAACAGUAUCCGUCGUACAAGGUGGUGUGCAAGAGACUACUACCUUAUUAGCCGAAGAGUUCAAUCAUAUCUUUUACACGGGUAAUGGUGCGGUCGGUAAAAUAGUUAUGGCUGCUGCCUCUAAACAUCUUACACCUGUCACCUUGGAACUGGGUGGAAAAUCUCCAGCUUUUAUUGCGCCAGAUGCUAAUAUUGAAGUAGCUGCUAGUCGUAUCAUGUGGGGAAAAUAUUAUAAUGCAGGCCAGACUUGUGUUGCACCUGAUUAUGUGCUAAUCCUGAAAUCUCAAGCAAAUCAAUUUAUCGAAGCUUGUAAAAAAGUACUUAUUGAAAGAUAUGGCCAGAACCCCCAGGCAUCGGAUUCUUACUGUAGAAUUAUCAGUGAGCGUAGAUUCGAUGCGGUAAAAUCAUUUAUUGAUAAUGUGGAUGAUUCAAGAAUUAUUGUCGGUGGACAAACCGAUAAAAAAGAUUUGUAUGUCGCACCCACUAUCGUAUAUCCUGUUGCUUCUGAUGAAACUGGAUUAAUGCAAGAAGAGAUAUUUGGUCCUAUCCUUCCCAUUGUACCUGUUGAAGAUAUGGAUGAAGCUAUUCGUAUUGUGAACUCAAAGAAUACACCCUUGACAAUCUACAUAUUUACUGAAAUUUUGGAUAAAACCCAAUCCGGGGGUGUUUUAGUAAAUGAUGUACUAAUGCAUGUACAAGAACUCGGUAUGCCCUUUGGCGGCGUAGGUGCUAGUGGUAUGGGAUCUUAUCACGGACCUAAAUCUUUUGAAACUUUCAGCCAUGAACGUGCCACCAUGAUUAAAUCCUCGGGCCUUGAAAGUUUAAUGGUUGCUCGUUACCCUCCUUACAACGAUAGUAAAUUAACACUAUUCACCAUGCUGACCAUUGGUUUACCCGAAACGGUCACUGGUAAAGUUAAAUCUGUCUUCCAAGCUAUAGGUGCUGCUCACACCGUCUUCUUCUCUUCUAACAACGAUGGUAGUGAUCAACCUAUUAAGCUUUAA
This is a messenger RNA of Mucor mucedo, 1212 nucleotides long. RefSeq names its product Aldehyde/histidinol dehydrogenase. Gene Ontology annotation, cellular component: cytoplasm. The record is from RefSeq and is a predicted model, not a curated record. The transcript has 7 exons. Lineage: Eukaryota; Fungi; Mucoromycota; Mucoromycetes; Mucorales; Mucoraceae. Gene Ontology annotation, molecular function: aldehyde dehydrogenase (NAD+) activity. Bases 1 to 1212 code for a protein of 403 amino acids. Gene Ontology annotation, biological process: aldehyde metabolic process.